Betta splendens (Siamese fighting fish) is the source of this 3641-nucleotide messenger RNA. It is a transcript of the gene slc2a12, whose product is annotated as solute carrier family 2 member 12. The transcript is spliced from 6 exons. The record is from RefSeq and is a predicted model, not a curated record. Gene Ontology annotation, biological process: transmembrane transport. Gene Ontology annotation, molecular function: transmembrane transporter activity. Bases 163 to 1908 code for a protein of 581 amino acids. Lineage: Eukaryota; Metazoa; Chordata; Actinopteri; Anabantiformes; Osphronemidae. Gene Ontology annotation, cellular component: membrane.
CUCACCAAAACAAGCUGAGUGCGUGCACCGACACGAGCGAGAGAAGGAGCUGGGAGCGGAGGAGACGUCGGGCCGCACAGAAAGGAGCCGAGGAGGAGGCGAAUGGACCGAGGCGCGCGGCGCUAAGCGAACGGCGGAAACGGCGGGUCUUCCACGGUGUUAAUGAUGGACCCUGACGGUGAGACAAAGAAGACGACCUCUUACCUCCCUGGCAGCCUCACCCAUGAGACCCAGAAACUGGCCCCACCCAGUGGACCAGGCUGUAGCUGGCUGGUGGGCGUCGCGGCCGUAGUGGCCUCCGUGAGUGGCCUGAUGCUGGGCUAUGAAAUGGGCCUGACCUCCGGGGUCCUGCUGCAGCUGCGCGGCCUCCUCUCCCUCUCCUGCCGGGAACAGGAACUGCUGGUCAGCUCCCACCUGUUGGGCGCGCUCCUCAUCUGCCUUGCCGGUGGACCCAUCCUGGAUCGCUACGGACGCCGCUGCUCCCUGCUGCUCAGCGCCGCCCUGGUGGUCGGAGGCACCGUUGUGCUCAUCGCUGUCGCCUCGCUCGUGGCGCUGACGCUGGGCCGCGUGAUAGUGGGCAUGGGAACAGCGCUGUCCGGGACGGCGGCGUGCCUGUACAUUGCAGAGAUCUCACCGAGGGAGAGGAGGGGUCUGCUGGUGACGCUGUACGAGCUAAUGUUAGUAGUAGGCGUGAUGCUGGGAUUCAGCUGUAGCUAUGCUUUUGCUACUCUACCUCAUGGUUGGGUGUAUACAUUUGGACUAGUUAUCCCGCCAGCAUUGCUGCAAAUGGGCGCUCUCGUGUUCCUCCCACCGAGUCCACGCUUCCUGGUUGCUCAGGGUAAAGCAGAGCUGGCCAAGGCAGUGCUGGCCAGACUGAGAGGCGGGGUCAGGGAGCAGGUGGAGGUGGAGCUCAGGGACAUCCAGGCUGGACUCAAAGAGGAAUCCGAGCAUAGUUUCUGGGAGCUGUUCAGCGAUAAGGCCAAUCUGCGUGCGAGGCUGCUAACAGGUGUAGCAUUGGUCUUCCUCCAGCAGGCUACUGGUCAGCCCAACAUCCUCUCCUACGCAUCACCACUCCUCCGCAGCGUAGGCUUCGACAGCGAUGCUGCAGCCACGUUGGCCUCCACCGGGUUCGGAGUGGUCAAAGUUGUAGGAACCAUCCCGGCAGUGUUGCUGGUCGACCGCCUGGGGCCUAAAAGCUUUCUGUGCGUAGGCGCCGUUGCGAUGGGAUUGUCUCUGGCUGUACUCGGUACAGUGACACUGCAAAGCCACACGUACCUCACCAGUCUGUGUAAAAGUCAGACUGUACAGAACGACACACAUGGGCCAUGGGAUUUUAACAGUACCUCAGUAGACUCGGACAACAGCCACUUCUUUUCUACUGGUUUCCCCAACCAGUGGAGCAGUGAGGAGGCACACAGGACCAUCAGAGCGGGGGACGCCGGAGGAGACAGGACUCCUGUCGAAGUGGCUUCCUCACUGAAGUGGGCGUCAUUGAUCAGCUUGUUGGUUUAUGUGGCAGCCUUUUCCAUUAGCCUUGGGCCGAUGGUCUAUGUGGUUCUCAGCGAGAUAUUCCCAAUGGGAAUCCGAGGCAGAGCUGUGUGUGUGGUGUCAGCAGUGAACUGGGCCACUAACCUGCUCAUCUCCAUGACCUUCUUGACAAUCACAGAAAAUAUUGGAGUUCCCAAUGUGAUGUUCCUCUACGCUGCCAUGAGUUUUGUUCUGUUGGUGUUUGUGAUCCUCUGUGUCCCUGACACCAAAGGUCGCACCUUGGAGGAAAUAUCAAAGGAACUGGCUAAAAAAAAGCGUUUUGAGGUGAAACUCUUCAGGCAGGUUCAACCUCAGGAGAGCCUGAUCAGCUGCAGCCCAGAGUCCAGCAAACAACUCACUCCUUCACCAGACAACAACUGAUUUGUUGUCUGUUAACACAAACAUCGUUUGGAGUAAACAAGGAUGAAAAAACAGUCACUCUUUUAAGAAUUCUGGGUACAGCUCAUGCAUCCACAUCUAUCCAUCCAUAUACUUACAGUUGGUACAUAGGUCUUUCUAGUUGAUUAUGCAUAAAUAUAUCAGGGUUGGUGGAAGUAAUACAUGUGUAGCUCAGGGGUCACUUCAUAGUUCAUAAAAACGAUGUUAAAAGGUAAAGAACUGGACUGGAUGUGUGGUUAUACUGUGAAAUAACCUAAAAAUGAAUUCCUCCUUUUUUUACUUGUACUUCACCGAAGCACACAGUCCAAGUGCAGACUGACAAUACUAAACUCAGUCUAGAAGGAAUAUCAUCAUUUAAGGUCUGCAGUAGAGGAUGUUUUCACUUCAGUGUCAAUGAUUCCAUAAUUGAUGGUAGUUAAUGUGGUACUGCUAUAAAGAGUUAUAAGGACCCGCUCACAGAACGCUCAACCUGUAAUGAGGAAAAACGGAUGACAGAUACUGUUUUAUCUUCAACUUUUAUUUUUAUACAAAAUACUGAUCAAGUGUCACAAAUGUCCACUUGACACUAGUUCAAAGUCCGCCCUACAUACAUAUAAACAGCAUGCCAACAUCUGUCCCACCAGAUACAUUUAUUAUAUACAUACGUUACCUUUACAGAUAAAGGUCAACGAUUAGGUUAAAACUAGGAUUGUGCUUACCUGGCAAAACACACUGUUGUUCCUUUAAUCAUUGCAACGGUUUGCCUCUGAGUUUGUGUUACUGCGUCCUGUGGCAAUUCCAUUUUCUAUCAGUAUUCUGGAAAGUCUGGUUAUAGCGUUUCAUACCUCAGUUUAAUAAUUUGGGUCUUGCAUUGCUUCAGAACUACUACUGCCCUGUUUAGUGAGGGACUCGUACUGUAGCUGUAUGAAGUGAAGGGUAACUUGGCUUAACACCAUCAAUUGAAAGAAAUAAAAUAUUCUAAACCAUUUAAAAGGUUUUCACGACUCUCAACAUUUACAACACUGAUCCCACCCCUCUACAUUACUGAAACAAAUACUCUCAAGUAAAAACUGUUACUAGGAAAUGUUUUAGAAAUGUAACAUGUGCACAUUCUCAUUCAGACACUAAAAACUGUAUAAUGAACUGACUAACUAAACUAUCAGUUAAAAUCAGAGAUGAAUGGAUAUUGUGAGCAGAUAUUCAUGUAUAACCACUUAAUAACCUGCUCUUACUUACAUGCAAAACAGUCCACUGGUUUGAAACUGAGUCUAGGGUUUUUUCUUUAGAUUAAAAUAUGUGCAAUUCAGUUGACGUCUUAUACUUGUGUUAACACAUCUAGAGACAAACCAUGGACAAACAUUCCCCCAGAUAAAGUGGCAAAUUGGACGAUUUGCUAAAUAUAGGGUUAAAGGUGAGGCUUCUCAGUGUUAACAAAGUUACUCUUAGCAACCUCUUAUACACUAAAAUGGUUACAUUGUUCACUUGCUGUACUCAUGCCAAAAUACCCAGAGCAAAUCACAAAUGAGAGCAGGGCUUUUCUGAAGUCGGGAAGACAUCUGCAUAUUUAGGCUGUUAAAUCACGAGAACCACCAAAUCCACAACAAUGCUGAAUCUGUAUGAAUCCAGCUGGACUUGUUGAGACUUCUGAAAAUUCCAUGAUCUAGGCGGUAUCUGCCCUGUUAGAUGAACUUGUGUAGCAAUUAGAGUCAAGCUAAUAAAUCCAAAGAUAAAGUGUC